Thermochaetoides thermophila DSM 1495 is the source of this 477-nucleotide messenger RNA. RefSeq lists its product as uncharacterized. The transcript has a single exon. Lineage: Eukaryota; Fungi; Ascomycota; Sordariomycetes; Sordariales; Chaetomiaceae. The coding region runs from base 1 to 477 and encodes 158 amino acids. The record is from RefSeq and is a predicted model, not a curated record.
AUGGGAUGGAGCUCGGCUGUGGAGAGUGGGAGCUCGAAGUACGCUUCCGGUCCAAGCAGUGUGAGAUCUGUCUCUGCGAGCUACACGCCAGCCGGUUAUGAUGGCUCGGCCGCUGAAAUUCCGUCAUACGAUCAUCCGCCAGAUCAACUACCAGAUAGCCUAGAACAACGACAGCAGCAGGAGCACACACAGCAACAGGAGCAACCGCAACAGAUACAACAACCUCCGCAGCAACUUCAAGUACAGCAAUGUGACCGGCAACAGCAACAACGACAACCGCAACCCCCAGAAGGCGGCGUGUUUGGGGCCGUAGUGCUCGUCCUGGUGCGGCUGGUCUUGGCUGGUGUCAACGGGGCUGUUGUGCUGCAAUGGGGCUUGGGCAAGCUGCACCAGGCGCUGGUCUGGCUUGUGGAAUGUGGUAUUGAUUAUGUGGCGCCGGAUGAGCAUCAGCAUGGGUAUCGAAGGCAUUCGGAGUGA